This is a messenger RNA of Closterium sp. NIES-65, 1290 nucleotides long. The record is from the annotation of a GenBank genome assembly. NCBI's taxonomy places the organism in Eukaryota, Viridiplantae, Streptophyta, Zygnematophyceae, Desmidiales, Closteriaceae.
AUGUCAGAAUGCGCCGCAUUAUCGCCCGCCGCCGCUUCUGCUUCCACCUCCCCCGCCGCCUCGAGAUUUCCGGGGGAGCGCGCCUCUCCCGGCAGCGGCGCGUCGCCCGGCGGCGACGCGGCGGCGGUCGAACCGCAGCGCGCCUCAGCUGGCGGCGCCGCCUCAGCAGACUGCGCCGCCUCUCCUGGCGGCGACGCGGCGCCUGGCGGCGAGAGGCAUCUUUUCUGCUUCGGGCUGGGAUACGUGGCAGUGGCACUGUCGAGUGUGCUUCUAUCCAAAGGCUGGCGCGUGUCAGGCACGUGCAGGAGCCAGGAGGAUUGGCAUCGAUUGUGUCACAUGGGCUUACAAGCACACCUGCUGGAGGACCAUGGCACUGACAGCACCGUGUGUCUCCCCCAGGCCGCUCUCUCCGCCCUCCACUCGGCCACUCACGUACUCGUCUCCAUCCCCCCUCUCCUCUCUCCUCGCCCCUCAUCCCCACAACACGUUGAUGUGGUGCUUUCCUCCUGUUGCCAGCACCUGAUGCAAUCUGCCAGGCAUGGGCUCAGGUGGAUCGGGUAUCUGUCGUCCACAGGCGUCUAUGCCUACGACUCCUCUCCUCUGAUCUCCCCUAUUUCCCCCUCCCUCUGCCAUCCCCGCCUCUCCCCCGCCUCCCUCCGCCAUCCCCGCCUCUCCCCCUCUUACAACAGUGCUCUGGAUACAGCAGCAGUAGAGAUGGCUUUUGAGUCGACUCAAAAGUCACCUCUGGAUACAGCAGCAGCAGCAGAGAUGGGAGCAGGAGAAGCACAGUCAUCAGUGUCAGCUGCAAUGCUUGAUUCAACGAGAAGCAGGCGAGGGGAGAGCAGCUGUGAAAAGGGCAACCUCAGCAGUGAAGCGCCCAGUGGCAACUGGGGUAGCAACAGCGAUCGGGGCAGCAGCAACCAUAAGGGUGAUAGUGGCAGCAAAAGGGAUGAGAGCAGCACCAAUCGCGAGCGCAGGCAGAGGAAGCGGUUCACGUCGCGGUGCCACGUGGCAGACAUCUGCGCUGCGAUUGGUGCCAGCAUGGACGGCCGUGGCAGCAGUGCAAUCAUCAACAUUGUCGAUGACGACCCGUCGCCUCGCCACCACGUCAUGCAGUUCGCUCGCCAGCUCAUCGCCUCGGGAGAAUCGGAUCUGUACUGGCAGAAACUAAAAGCUCUGCGAAUCACUCUGCCGCCCGGAAUCAUCCGGCGGGGGGACAGCGGGCGGGUGAGAGGCGCUGAGAAGGAGAAGAAAAAGACGACGCAUCCCACCAUUGUUACUGGAACUUGA